Molecule: messenger RNA, 2080 nt
Organism: Dinoponera quadriceps
Lineage: Eukaryota; Metazoa; Arthropoda; Insecta; Hymenoptera; Formicidae
Product: B-cell receptor-associated protein 31
Exons: 3
Coding region: 287-988 (233 amino acids)
Biological process (GO): intracellular protein transport; endoplasmic reticulum to Golgi vesicle-mediated transport
Cellular component (GO): endoplasmic reticulum; endoplasmic reticulum membrane
Source: RefSeq, a predicted model, not a curated record
AAACGAAAAUGGUGUAAUCUUGCCGCGGUGUUGGAAGGCGGUGCUCUCGCGUUGUUUUUGUUCGGCGUAACUGUCAUAUUUCUCGAUUAGAUCCGUGUUAAAUCAGGCAUUAGAGAACGAAGAUUGCGGAUUAGCGAGUCGACGGAUUUUGGAUUCUCGCAUUCCCCCGUUUCUUCUGACCGGUCGAGUUCGCUCGAUUCGCGAUCCCCGGUUUCCGAUGCCUGGUCUGACGUGGCCUUACCACCAGGUACUUCCAUACAACAGGGCCAAGUGAGAAGAUACAAAGAUGAGCUUACAGUGGACACUGAUCGCUGGUUUCCUCUAUGUGGAAGUCGCGAUAGUUCUCAUGCUAGUGCUACCGGUAGCUUCUCCAUCAAGAUGGCAGAAGCUAUUUAAGUCUCGGUUCUUACAAAGCCUAAGUAGCCGAGCAUCCAUUUAUUUUGUGGUCCUGCUUGGUGUCUUGGUCCUCUUCUUGUUGGAUGCCAUACGAGAGAUGCGAAAAUAUUCUUCGAGCUUAGACCAUACCGAGCAUCAACACUUGAACGUGGAGAUGCAAGAAAACAUGCGACUGUUCCGCGCGCAGAGGAAUUUCUACAUAUCCGGCUUCGCGCUGUUUCUCAGUCUGGUGAUACGUCGUCUCGUCCUUCUGAUCUCCAUCCAGGCCAGCUUGCUUGCGCAGAACGAAGCAGCCAUGCGACAGGCACAGUCCGCGACUACCACGGCCCGAAGCUUGCUGUCCCAGAGGACGAUCGGGGAAAGCGCGCAGAACGACUCGAACGAAGCGCACGACAAAGCAGUAUCGGAACUGAAGAAUCAGAUCAAGGAGUUGCAGGCGAAGAAUCUUGAGCUCGAGAAGGAAUUGACUAAAGAGAGUAAGGAUAAGGAGGCGCUCAAGUCGCAGGCGGACUCGCUCGCGAAAGAAUACGAUCGCUUGAGCGGCGAGCACGCGAAAGUCAUGCAGUCGAGCGGCGACAAGAAGAGCGAUUGAGUAUCCUUUCAUUUCUGUCGGGUCACCCUUCUCUUGAUUCUUUGUUUGUUUUCGCCCAUCCGAGUUCUGAUUUAAGGUUUUUGUUACAUUAUAUUGAGUUUGGUGUUGCCUAAUUUUAUUAGUACGCAUUUCGGGAGUUUCGUCAUCGGAACAUAUUUAUACCUUUUGCCAGAGAAGAGAGAAGGUUGUAUAUAUAAGUAUACUAUUAUUAUUACUGAUAUUAUUGGAGUACCAAUGCUCUGGAAAUUCAGUACGCGCUUCGUGCACUCUGCGCUAUUUACUUUCUGUAGUAUUGUUACGUUUAAGCGAACUUUAAAUAUUUUUACGAAAAAGGAACAUUUUUUUUUAAGUAUGGUUCAUUUUUUUUUUUUUUCUUUAAAUACAGUAGCUUAUUUCGGAGGGACGAGCGGUACAAAUGUUGUUGAUAGCGAGCCGGUCAUCCAUCGUAAGAUCCCUUUACACUGUAAGCGGGUUAUAUUCUCGAAUUCAUCACUGAUUAUUGCGAGCUACACAUUCGGAUAUUUAUAAUGUACGAGUGAAAUUAUUUAUUUUCCACGUGUUUUAGACAUAUUUCGAAUGUACUUCCAAUCUUGCAUUUGCAAUAUUCUCGUUGUAUGUUUGUGCGUUAGAGAAAAGAAAGGGCUGAUGUUUGUCGCUUCGGUUUAGAACUGAGAUUUGCAGAGACGUAAAAGUACAUAUAUAUAUGUACAUAUAUAUAUAUAUAUGUCCGUACAUAUAUAUAUAUAUGACAUAUAUAUAUAUAUAUAUAUAUAUAUUGGUUACAUUAAUGAUUAUUAAUUAAUCGGUAUCUUGAUGAUAAAAGAUCGAGACUUGUGGCGGGGCUCAGGGAAUCUUCUGAUUUUGGGACGUGAAAUUCUAGAACUGCUGUAGAUGACGAAACACGGCCGAAGAAAUGAACAUCGGCCCUGCCUCUCUGAAGAUACAGAUUCACCGGGAAUCUUGCGAGAUAAAUAUAUUACAGAACGUGUACUUUUCAUAAUGUCGCGCUAUAUCGUAGGCCUUCGCUCGGGUCAAGAACGCCCGGGCUAUGCUGUAUAUACUUGAAACUAUAAAUAGAAAUUGUACUGAGAA